AUGCCGCUCUGUGCUGACGACCUUUACUGCCACCAGUUCCAACCCAACACCUUUGACCCCUCCCGCUGUGGUUCGUGCCUGCACCCGGGACACAUGCACCUGAACAGUACCUCACAGGACAACCAUGACUUCCUGUCGGAGGUGACCAGCUACAGUGAUGUCACAAGGAGCGUCUGGACCUAUCAGGAGAGCCUAAAUCACACUCCGAGCACUGACGGGGAAUUCAAUAUCUGUGACUCUGACACGGUACACAGUCAGGAGGACCUGUGGGACUUCCUGCCAGACCCAGGGAGAAGUGGCUCUAGUACCCCAGCAGGCUGCUGUGUGACGGGGCCAGAGAUGACCCGGGUGGACCCCUCUCCCCACAGACCACCACACAGCUCACUGAUGGAGGAGAGAGGUCGGGAGAGGUUCAGGCGACCCUCAGGAUCAAGAGGAGAAAACGGCAACUUCUCUCCGGACAGGAAAGCCUUAUUUGAUGGUGGUCCCCAGGCUCAGGUGGAGGGUGUAUCCAAACGGCCUUACCGGUACUAUGAGAGGGGCCAUCCGCUCCCCAACAACCACAGCCCAGAACCCAAAGCCUCCAUCCCCUACCGGAACGUGAAUCUUGGAAUUCCCUCCCAGAGGAGAAGCGAUGAAACGUUCCAGCAGGAGACCUGGAGGACCUUGCAGCCAAACUCCUACGAAGGGUCUCGAAGCCCCCGGCCCAGAACAGAUAAAAACCCUUCUCCAACCACUCGCAGUCGUGAUAGUUGGGAAUGCUCUCCCCCUAUAAGUGGCUAUGGUACACACAGCCAUUCACCCCAAACAGAAACCAAGCAUAGCGACACCAGACCUGACACAGCACAGAGCUACUCAAGGAGACCAGAGAGGGUCGCUAGAGAGGAACGGACAGAGAUGCACCCCCCUAAAAUCAACCCCAGCCUCCCUCCAGGCUCCUGGUGUGGCUCCUCCCACUCCCUUCUAAGCCCUGCCCUCUCUUGUAGCUCCUCCCCACCACGACUAGGCAUCGACUCCCAGCUGCUUGCCAAUUCGUUGAAACCCUACGCUGCGACCGUGGAAAUUAAUGACAGACCAAUCAGUGACAGGAGCAAGAGUAAUAUAAGGCGGGGCCUGGAGUACCUGUUGACCCGAGAGGAGCCCAAGAGAACCGCCUCAGUGGACUCCCAGGGGAUGACCAUAGAGGACUACGUCAUUCUGGCCGACAUCCCCAGACUGGACCUGGGGUCAGAGGGAGAGGGGGCGGAGGUGCUACUGGGCCCGAGGAGGAGGACCCAGAGCCCCAGCCCACGUAGAGACCAGAGGCACAGGACACCCAGGUAUGUAGAGGAAUCUGAUCACUGCAGUACGAGGGUUGAGUCUGAUGAGAGAGGGAGAGGCAGAGAGAGGGGGAGAGACAGGAGGGAGAAAGAGAAGGAGAAAUGUUGCGACUCAGAGGAUGGACGACUGUCCCGGACCCAGUCCACAACUGAUCUUCAGCCACAGUGGAGGAGACACUGGUUUGUGAUGAGGGACGCUGCACUGAGUUUCUACAUGGACUCUGAGGCUGAGGAGUCAGAUGACCUGGAUGGAGAGAUAGACCUGACGUCCUGUAUGAACGUCCAAGACUUUGACGUGGAGAAGAACUAUGGAUUCCAGAUACAUACAAAGAAAGUAGUGUUCACUCUGUCAGCCUCGACCUCCAGGAUCAGGAGGAAGUGGGUUAAUGUGCUGAGACGGACUAUCCAGCCCAGACACUCUUCAGACAUCACACCACGGUCAGACAGUGAAAGAGAAAACUCUCAGCCUGUGUCGUCUCGCCAGCCUCCCUCUGUGCUCACCUGUGAAGACACCGACCCUCAAACCACUAUCUCCACCUCCAACCUUUGUCAAAUGGACUCUUUGGCCCCGGAUCUAGAUGACACCUCCCCCAACAUGUCAUCAGACAGUCAGAGAGAGGCAGGAGAGGGCUGGGACAGAGAGCAAGCCAAGCGAUUGGAGGAGAGGAACAGAUGGUUUGAGGGGGGGAUCCCCUUCAGAGAGAUGGGCAGCAGAUGGGACUCUCUGGAUCUGAAGAAAGCCGGCGUACCUGUACCUGUCACUCACACCAUGGACGUGGACGUCAACAAUAAGUGGGUGGAGUUCGAGAGUCUAACAUUCAGGGAGAUGAGCGCGCUGUCUCUGAUUGGUGCACAGACUAAUCAGACCAAUCAGACGAUUCCUAAUCAGACGAUUCAGACGACCAGUGCAACAGCCUUUCAGAGGGAGGCGCUAUCACUCAGGCAGCAGGUGGAGUGUCUGCGUAAGGAGCGUGUGGAGAUGGGGAUGGAGGUGGACAGUCUGUGUGGCCCCUGGGCCCCCUGCGGCCAGCGUCUAGAGGCCAUGGAGGCGGCCCACCGCAGGGACCUGAUGGAGCUCCAGGAAAGCCACGCCAGGGAGGUCCGAGAGCUGCAGAGACAGAGAGAGAGCCUACUGCAGGAGGAGAGCCAGGCCACGGCACAAGCAGUUGAGGCCCUGAAGGAGGCUCACAGGGAGGAGCUGGAGAGGGAGGUGGAGAAAGCCAGAAGGAUGACUGAAGGGGGUGGCCAUAUGGAUACUACGCACAGAGGACAGACGCCCCAGGCUGAUGCCCUCCACAGUGAGUUAGACGUUCUGUCAGAGAGAUAUUCCCAGAAGUGCCUGGAGUUGAACCGGGCCGAGCAGAGAGGAGGAGACAGAGAAACAGAGCUGAGCUGGAAGGACAGAGAGAUGGAACAGCUCCGCAGAGAGAACCAGGAACUGCAGGCUCGUCUGACUGAGAAGAUCAGCCGCAUGCGCCACUUCAUCACAGGUCAGAGGUUAGGAAAUGCCUCCCCUGGCAACUGUGAGCGCAGUCCCUCGGAAUUGGAAAUGCUGCUACGAGCAAAGGAGAUUGAGGCCGAGUACCUACAAAAGGAGAUUGGCUGUCUAAGGAAUGAAGUGCAGUCUCUAACUAAGGAGAAGCAGAGUUUGUGUGACCGCUACAAGGAGGUGUACGUGGAGCUGAUUGGAAUGAAGGGUCGCAGUGAGCUGGAGAUCAGGGACCUCAGGGAGCACCUGAGACUGGCCAACGCAGCGCUGCAGGAGAGGAGUCGAGACACCUGAGACUGGCCAACGCAGCGCUGCAAGAAGGGGGAAGAGACACCCAAGACUGGCCAACGCAGCGCUGCAGGAGGGGAGUCGAGACACCUGAGACUGGCCAACGCAGCGCUGCAGGAGAGGAGUCGAGACACCUGAGACUGGCCAACGCAGCGCUGCAGGAGGGGAGUCGAGACACCUGAGACUGGCCAACGCAGCGCUGCAGGAGGGGAGUCGAGACACCUGAGACUGGCCAACGCAGCGCUGCAGGAGGGGAGUCGAGACACCUGAGACUGGCCAACGCAGCGCUGCAGGAGAGGAGUCGAGACACCUGAGACUGGCCAACGCAGCGCUGCAGGAGGGGAGUCGAGACACCUGAGACUGGCCAACGCAGCGCUGCAGGAAGGGGGAAGAGACACCCAAGACUGGCCAACGCAGCGCUGCAGGAGGGGAGUCGAGACACCUGAGACUGGCCAACGCAGCGCUGCAGGAGAGGAGUCGAGACACCUGAGACUGGCCAACGCAGCGCUGCAGGAGGGGAGUCGAGACACCUGAGA
Messenger RNA from Oncorhynchus nerka (sockeye salmon), 3632 nucleotides. RefSeq names its product TRIO and F-actin-binding protein-like. The record is from RefSeq and is a predicted model, not a curated record. Bases 1 to 3102 code for a protein of 1033 amino acids. The transcript has 16 exons. NCBI's taxonomy places the organism in Eukaryota, Metazoa, Chordata, Actinopteri, Salmoniformes, Salmonidae. Gene Ontology annotation, biological process: positive regulation of substrate adhesion-dependent cell spreading. Gene Ontology annotation, molecular function: actin filament binding. Gene Ontology annotation, cellular component: actin cytoskeleton.